UAGGACGCCUAUCAGGGCUACUCUGCAAUCGCUCUCAGUGCCGUUGCGAGUUCAGUGCUGCCCGAUGCACGUACGUAUGUUGCUGAGUCUAGAAAUCGGUGCUGUAUAGAGUCAAGUGUCUGAAAUGCUCUGACAACCAAACUCUGUAACCUUAAGCGUCGGGUCGGGCCGCCGUCGGGCGGCGAGGCCAUGUCUCGGGACGAGCCGCCGCCCGACCUGGCGGUCGGCAUGGAGGAUGUGCGCAUCGGCGACCGGCCGGUGUUCGUGACGCCGCCCCGCCGGCCCGUUUGGCAGCCUCAGCCGUCGGCCCGGCCGGUCGUCCGCCCGCCCGCUGCCGCCGCCGCUGCCGACCCCGCGCUGCUGCGCAGCCAGGAGGCGGCCUAUAACAGGCUGCGGUGCGAGAUGGAGCGCAAUACGCGUUUGUACGAGAGCCUGCUGGCCGACACUAACCUGCUGAUGCGCCAGCUGGAGAUGGCGUCAGCCCCAGUGCCGGACGAGCGUGUGCGCUUGGCCGAGGACAACAGCCGAUGGCGCCGCAGCUGUGAGCUCCUGUCGGCGGAUGUACGGCGGCUGCGAGCGGAAGAGGCUCGUCGUCAUUUGAUGUCCUACAGCUCCGAGGUCAUCCUCUCCCCUCCAGCAGGUCCGCCAGAAGAGCCGGCCGAGGGGCCGCAGUGGGAGUGCGGCUCAUGUACCUUCCUCAACCACCCGGCCAUCGGCGUCUGCGAGCAGUGCGAGAUGCCCCGCCUGCGCCGAGGUACGGGCUGGGCGGCGCGCUCCCCGCCCUCAUCCCUGCCGCCGCCGCACUCGGGCUGCUACUGCCACCCGGCCGGCGGCGGCGCGUCGGCCGACCGCGUCUGCAGCUGGCCCGAGAGCAGCGCGCGGCCCAGCCGCGGCGCCCAGCCCCGGCUAGGCACGCUCUAAGGCCGGUCGGCAACAUGGCUCGGACAUACUGAGGCGGCCCCCCGCCCCCCUCCUACUGUGGACGGCGGAGCGGCCGUCCAUCCUGUGCGUGACAUCCUGAAACAAGAUAUUACCAAAAAAGACGGGCAUCCAAACUUUCCAUCCGUACGGACAACUAGACUCUACAUCCUUACGGACAACCAGACUUUACAUCCAUUCUCAAUCCGUGUCAUCAAAUUGGACUUGUGGAUGUUCCUGAUAAGCGAAGUGGGAAUACGACAGUAGAUUAGCGGAUGCUAUUUUCUCUCACCAUACCAGUUGUAGAGAGUACAACUGGGUAUAGCGAAACUCCAGUAGCCAUACGGGGUCGUGGCGGCUGCGGUCACGGGCACACGUAAUAUCACCCGGGCGACGGCAGGGAUCUAAGGCAGUAGUAUGACCCUCGCAGCGCGGUGGCAGCGACGUGACUGACUCGAGGAAGUGCUGGGCUGGCUCUGUCUGGCUUCGCCCGUGACUUGGUGACGGUGGGCGUCCGGCACCAAGUCGUUGUCAUGGAUCUGUGCCGCCGGGACGGGCCAUGUCGAUUGUUUGUCCCUCCCUGUCUCGGCCGGUAUUGCUUAGUUUACCCGCCGUCCACCGCAGUAAUACUGGUGUACUAAGGUGCUGCUUAUGCAGCUGCUUUUGGAUGUCGGGAUCAGUGAACAGGCACAAAUCAAAAUUAUUUUGUACGUGAGGUGCGGGAUAGUCCCUGGUCACCACGUCUGGUGGACACGGUGGUCACGGGCGAUGUACUGCGAUCUUGGUGGCCUUGCGUGCAUUCCUGUUUUCGGAAUCACUUCUUCGUUGUCAUUGUGUUUUAAAAGCGAUGCAGUGAAGAGUUGUGUAUGAUUAACUGAGUUACGAGGCAACGAAGAGUCGAAGUCAGUUCCUUUUUCGAGCGUUCGUCCAAGGCCGUAAUGCGUCUUAUGUUCGCCGGAUGCGGCGUUUCAUUUCGUGUCCCACGAACGUCAGCAUGUCAGGAGAGUCUCACUCGUCAAGUGAUGUAUCUAUCAGGGUAGCCACAUGUCACGCUCCACGUGAUUUUCUAUGUGUGCGGUGAGCUAUCAGUGCCGUUGUGUUACCACUGCUCGAUGCAAGCGCGCGGUGGUUGCCCUCUGGCACCAGUUGUAUGCAGUUAGGACUAGCUGUGCUCAUCGCAGUGAAACUGUGCCGUGGAUACCAGACGCCAUGGCGAACUCUGCGCAAACUACUGUCCUUCCGGUGUAAUACACCCUCGCUGUCCAGUGUG
Messenger RNA from Pollicipes pollicipes, 2188 nucleotides. Its product is annotated as TGF-beta-activated kinase 1 and MAP3K7-binding protein 2. The transcript is spliced from 7 exons. Bases 190 to 921 code for a protein of 243 amino acids. The record is from RefSeq and is a predicted model, not a curated record. NCBI's taxonomy places the organism in Eukaryota, Metazoa, Arthropoda, Thecostraca, Pollicipedomorpha, Pollicipedidae.